AUGUGUGUUUGGAGAGCGGCGUUGUGUGUGGCGCUGGCGCUGCUCAGCAUCGACGGGGCGCGAGCGCAGCUCUGUCCGGCUCAGUGCUCGUGCGUCGGGACUACGGUGGACUGCCACGCGCAGGGACUGCGGAGCGUACCGAGGGAUAUCCCGCGCAGCACCGAGCGCCUUGACCUCAACAACAAUAAUCUGACCAAAAUCACAAAGGCCGAUUUUGUGGGGCUCCGGAAUCUCCGAGUGCUACACCUUAUGGAGAACAAGAUCAGCAUUAUUGAGCGUGGAGCGUUUCAGGACCUGAAGGAGCUGGAGAGACUGCGCAUAAACAGGAACAGUUUGCAGGUGUUUCCAGAGCUGCUCUUCGUUGCAACAACCAAACUCAACAGACUGGAUCUAAGUGAGAAUCAAAUUCAAGGCAUUCCAAGAAAAGCAUUUAGAGGAGCUAUCGAGAUCAAGAACCUGCAGUUGGAUUAUAAUCAGAUUUCCUGUAUUGAAGACGGAGCAUUCAGAGCUCUGCGAGACCUGGAAGUGCUGACUCUAAACAACAAUAAUAUCUCUCGUUUGUCUGUGGCCAGUUUUAACCACAUGCCUAAACUCAGAACAUUUCGUCUUCACUCUAAUAAUCUGAUCUGCGAUUGCCACGUGUCCUGGCUGUCUGAUUGGCUGAGACAAAGGCCUCGCCUCGGUCUCUACACUCAGUGUAUGGCUCCACCCCCCAUGAGGGGACACAAUGUUGCAGAGGUUAACAAGAAAGAGUUUGUCUGUAGCGGUUCUGUCCAACACUCCUCAUCCUGCAGUGUCCUACAGUGCCCCGAGUUUUGUUCCUGCAGUAAUAAUGUAGUUGACUGCAGAGGAAAAGGACUGACUGAGAUUCCCACCAACCUGCCAGAGACCAUCACAGAAAUUCGUCUGGAGCAGAACUCUAUAAAGAUCAUCCCACCUGGAGCAUUCACUCCAUACAAACGCCUCCGGAGGAUAGAUCUCAGCAAUAAUCAAAUCUCAGAAAUGGCUGCAGACUCAUUUCAAGGUCUACGCUCCCUCAACUCACUGGUUUUAUAUGGCAAUAAAGUCACUGAACUUCCUAAAGGAUUGUUUGAUGGACUCUUCUCUUUACAGCUACUGUUGCUAAAUGCAAAUAAGAUCAAUUGUCUGCGUGUGGACGCCUUCCAGGACCUGCAAAACCUCAACCUGCUUUCUCUGUAUGACAACAAGCUGCAGACCAUCGCUAAGGGGACGUUCUCAUCACUGAGAGCCAUACAGACACUUCACCUGGCUCAGAACCCAUUUGUGUGUGACUGUCACCUGAAAUGGCUGGCUGAUUAUCUGCAAGAGAAUCCGAUCGAGACCAGCGGAGCUCGCUGCACCAGCCCACGGCGCCUCGCUAACAAACGCAUUGGCCAGAUCAAGAGCAAGAAAUUCCGCUGCUCAGCUAAGGAACAGUAUUACAUACCAGGUGUGGAAGAUUAUCGUACUAAGCUGAGCGGAAGUUGUUUUGCUGAUCUCGUGUGUCCUGAUAAGUGCCGAUGUGAGGGAACAACAGUCGACUGUUCAGGACAGAAGCUCGCCAAGAUUCCAGAGAACAUCCCUCAGUACACUGCAGAACUACGUUUAAACAAUAACGAGUUUGCCGUGUUGGAGGCAACAGGCGUAUUUAAAAAACUCCCACACCUUCGCAAAAUUAACUUUAGUAACAACAAGAUCAGCGAUAUCGAGGAGGGAACGUUCGAAGGAGCGAAUGGAGUCAAUGAGCUAAUACUGACCAGCAACCGACUGGAGAGUGUACACUACAGCAUGCUGAAGGGGCUGUCGGGUCUGCGUACACUGAUGUUGCGCAGUAACAAGAUCAGCUGUGUGAGUAACAGCAGUUUUACCGGCCUGAGUUCAGUGCGACUGCUGUCUCUCUAUGAUAACCAGAUCACCUCCAUCUCCCGGGGAGCCUUUGACACACUCCACUCUCUCUCCACACUAAACCUGCUGGCCAAUCCGUUCAACUGCAACUGCCACAUGGCCUGGUUGGGCGAGUGGCUCCGGAAGAAACGAAUCGUUACAGGAAACCCUCGUUGUCUAAAACCCUAUUUUCUCAAAGAGAUUCCCAUUCAAGACGUGGCCACGCAGGACUUCUCGUGUGAGGAUGGUGAUGAUGAAAAUAGCUGCUCCCCAUCGGCCCGCUGUCCCGUGGAGUGUUCGUGUUUGGACACAGUGGUGCGCUGCAGUAAUAAAGGACUGAAUGCACUGCCAAAGGGUAUUCCUAAAGAUGUCACCGAACUCUAUCUAGAUGGAAACCACUUCACCCAGGUUCCUCUGGAGCUCUCAAACUUUAAGCAUCUGACUCUCAUUGAUUUGAGUAAUAACCAGAUCAGUACAUUAUCCAACAACAGCUACAGUAACAUGUCUGAGCUGCUUACACUAAUCUUAAGCUACAACAGACUGAGGUGUAUUCCAGCUAAAGCAUUUGAGGGCCUUCGAUCUCUGCGCCUACUUUCUUUGCAUGGUAAUGAUAUUGCUGUUAUUCCUGAAGGCGCAUUUAAAGAUCUCUCAUCUCUCUCUCAUCUUGCUCUUGGCGCAAACCCUCUACAUUGCGACUGUAACAUGCAGUGGCUAUCUGACUGGGUGAAGAGCGGGUAUAAAGAGCCUGGCAUUGCCCGCUGCGCUGGACCCAAAGACAUGACAGACAAACUGCUACUCACUACGCCAUCUAAAAAGUUCACUUGCACAGGUCCAUUAGACAUCACAAUCCAGGCGAAGUGCAAUCCAUGUCUCUCCAACCCAUGCAGAAAUAAUGGCACCUGCACCAACCAUCCAAUUGACUUUUACAGAUGCACUUGCCCAUACGGAUAUAAGGGUCAGGACUGUGAGGAAACCAUCCACGCCUGCAUCAGUAACCCAUGUCAGAAUGGUGGAACAUGUAACCUGAAAGAUGGAGACGAGAACACACACUGGUGUGUGUGUCCUGAAGGCUUUGAGGGAGACGAGUGUGAGACUAACAUCGAUGAUUGUGAAGAUAAUGACUGUGAGAACAACUCUACCUGUGUGGACGGAAUUAACACCUACACCUGCCUCUGCUCAUCUGAGUACACAGGAGAGCUGUGUGAAGACAAGCUGGAUCUGUGUUCCCCAGAACUGAAUCAGUGUCAGCACGACUCCAAAUGUGUCCUAACAUCUCAUGGAUUUAAGUGUGAGUGCACUCCAGGGUACACAGGAGAGCAGUGUGAGCUGGACAUCGAUGACUGUGCAGAUAACAAGUGUAAAAAUGGAGCGCAAUGCAUUGAUGCUCUAAACGGCUACACAUGCGUGUGUCCUGAAGGUUACAGCGGUUUGUUCUGCGAGUUCUCGCCUCCCAUGGUGCUGCCCAGAACGAGUCCAUGUGAUGACCAUGAGUGUGAGAAUGGUGCAGAAUGUGUCGUCAAGGUGACCGAGCCGGUGUGCGUGUGUCUCCAUGGCUUUGAGGGUGCAAGGUGUGAGCGACUUGUCAGCGUGAAUUUUGUCAGCCGAAAUGCAUUUGUCCAGAUCCCCUCCAACACUGAACAGACCAACAUCACUCUGCAGAUUGCUACAGAUGAGGAUAGUGGAGUGUUACUGUAUAAAGGUGAUGAUGAUCAAAUAGCUGUUGAGCUCUACAGAGGAAGAGUAAGAGUCAGCUACGACACAGGAACCAUGUACAGCGUGGAGACGGUGAGUGAUGGAGGGUUCCACAUGCUACAGCUCAUAAUGACGGAUCAGUUUCUCUCUCUUAUGAUUGACGGAGGGAAAGCCAAAUCCAUUACUUCUGCCAAGAGGAUGAGUGUAGGAGCCAGAACCGCGCCACUCUACAUAGGAGGUGUUCCUCAGCAGUCUGUUAUCUACCCGUUCAGUAACAGCUCCAGUUUUCACGGUUGCGUCGGCUACGUGUACGUUAACGGACAGCUGCAGGAUAUGAUGCAUUUCUUGCGGGAAGGUGUGGUUCCUGGGUGCCGGUCUUGCCAGCCGAGUGCUUGUGUUCACGGCCUGUGUCACGUCAACGCUCAUGACUCACAGUCCUCGUUUAGCUGCCAGUGUGAGCCAGGAUGGACUGGACUGCUCUGUGACCAGCCACUCAAUGACCCCUGCAUUGGCAAUAAAUGUGUACAUGGCACCUGUGUACCCAUUAACUCAUACUCGUAUAGGUGUGUGUGUGCUCCAGGCUUUACCGGAGUGCUGUGUGAUGAGCGCAGUGUAAACGUGUGCGAGUGUGAACACGGACACUGUCGCCUCUCCGGCCUGGGAACUACCUACUGCGAAUGCAACCCGGGAUACACAGGAGCACUGUGUGACAGAGAGAUGGAGUGUAGGGGUCACAGGGUCCGAGGUCACUAUCAGAGGCAGCAGGGCUACGCUGCGUGUCAGACCACGGAGAAAAUCUCACGCCUAGAAUGCGCAGGAAGCUGCGAGGACGGCGCCUCCUGUUGCUCCGCCCUCCGCACCAAAACCCGAAAGUACACUUUCCAGUGCACGGACGGCUCCUCGUUCAUCCAGGAGGUGGAGAAAGUGGUGAAAUGUGGCUGUACGAAGUGUCUAUCCUAAAAAAAAAAGAGAGAGAGAGAGAGAGAGAGACGUAGACCCUGCCCCACCCUUCACUUACUCUCCGCUCUGUAUUUGAUCCUGUUUUUAUAUAAAUGUUCACCUUUUUUCAUUUCGAACGCUGAUGGUCACUUCCAUGAGAAGAGAAGAUGGAUUAUUGUAAGAUACAGAACAAACCUAUUUUUUAUUAUUGAGGACAAACAAAUAUAGAUUUUAGAAUUGUUUUCUUUUGCCGUCAUUACAGAACUGUGAUCUUAUUUUGUGUUUAUUUCUAUUUUAAAUUUUCCUUAACAUCACCUCAGUGAAAGACGGACGGCAGCCUGCUUCUCCGUACGGGUUUUUAGAAUAAAUCACUUUUUCACUAUGGAGAGAAAUGCUGCCACACACACACACACACACACACACACACACACACACACACACACACACACUGUUAAAGUCAAAAAGUUUACAUACACUUAUAAGGAACAAAUAUGUCAUGGCAAAU
Trichomycterus rosablanca is the source of this 5020-nucleotide messenger RNA. RefSeq names its product slit homolog 2 (Drosophila) (gene slit2). NCBI's taxonomy places the organism in Eukaryota, Metazoa, Chordata, Actinopteri, Siluriformes, Trichomycteridae. The record is from RefSeq and is a predicted model, not a curated record. The transcript is spliced from 37 exons. Gene Ontology annotation, biological process: retinal ganglion cell axon guidance; negative chemotaxis; negative regulation of cell growth. Gene Ontology annotation, molecular function: calcium ion binding; Roundabout binding; heparin binding. Bases 1 to 4536 code for a protein of 1511 amino acids.